Molecule: messenger RNA, 2161 nt
Organism: Glycine soja
Lineage: Eukaryota; Viridiplantae; Streptophyta; Magnoliopsida; Fabales; Fabaceae
Exons: 8
Coding region: 291-1781 (496 amino acids)
Molecular function (GO): DNA binding
Source: RefSeq, a predicted model, not a curated record
ACAAGCAAGCAAAAUACGACAUAAGACGAAUUGAAUUUGUUUCUUCUCCCUUUUGUCUUUCCACCUUCACCAUAAGCUCCUUUCUCUGUUCCUAAGAGGAGUUAUGGGGGCAAAUUGAAAACGCAUUCAAUUACAACAAACACGUUUUUUUUUUGUUAAUGUUGUUGCAUUCUCUUUUCCUUUUGCCGUAAACGGGGGCCCUCGCUUUUCUCAUAAGCCACUGAAAAAUUUUGCUCCUUUCGCCCCUAAACUUUAACAGAGGUCGUUGUUCACCGCAAUUCCUCACCCCAAUGGAAGAAUCAAGUGAAUUGCAAUCAGAAGAAAAUAAAGUCUCCAAUGAGAAAAAUAAGAAAAGAAAGCUGAAAACACCGGCGCAGCUUAAAGCCUUGGAGGAUUUUUAUAAUGAGCACAAAUACCCCACGGAGGAAAUGAAAUUAGUACUUGCUGAGGAGUUAGGAUUGACAGAAAAGCAAAUAUCUGGAUGGUUUUGCCACAGAAGGUUAAAAGAUAAAAGAUUGAUGAAAGAUGAAGCCGUUGCUAAUGGGAGACAAGAUCGUUCAAGUGGUGUCAUCCAAGAUCGUGGCAGUGGACUUGGGCAAGAUUCAUGCGGAAGCAGUAAGCAUGCUGAUCACAGGUAUCUGGAUCCGAAGGAGGUUGAGAGCCAUGGCCUCUACAAUCACGAAUUGUCAGUUGCAGAUAUGACCCACAGACGUAGGAACCAUUAUCCUGAAAAUGUUAGUGGGGUGGAUGACACAUCAUCUGAGAGCAGCUCAUUUUUGCAAGAAAGGUUUUCUCAAGGUCAGGAUCCGUAUGAUAUGGAGCCUUCUAGACAUCUUACACCUAAUGGAGCUCUUCCACCCCUAAAUCCCAAAGGUGCAGUUAAGAUGGGGCACAAACCAUCAGGAUAUUUGAAAGUGAAGGGCGAGAUAGAGCAUGCUGCUAUAACUGCUGUUAGAAAGCAAUUAGGAAGGCAUUAUCUGGAAGAUGGUCCACUACUUGGUAUAGAAUUCGAUCCACUUCCUCCAGGGGCAUUUGAAUGCCAAACUGCAGAUACAGCUAAUGAACCGUACUCUGUUGCAAAUCCUCUGCUUUCGAAUUCUCCAGAAAUCUUUGCUGCAAAAAGACAACCCAGUCUUAGCUCUGAUAAACAAGAUAAGAAAGCAUGUCAGAACAUAAAACAAAGGCAAUCUUUAUACGGUUAUACCAAUAAUUUUCCUGGAAGGAACACUUUCCCAGAUUUGUAUGAAGACUCUACUGGAGAAGCAUCUGCUUAUAAUAGCAAUAAGAGUCAUAGAAUGAGCACUAAACAUGGUGUUGAGGGGAUGCGAUCUGAUUCUGCUUCUAACCAUAGUGAUCACUAUGAAGAGAAGCUUACAGUUAAGCAGAAAACCUUGAUGCUGCAUGGUUAUGAUAACAUCAAUCCAAAGAAUAUACAAAGGAGUGAACAUGUAAAAUCUAAACCUUCUAGUUCAAUCCAUAAUUCCCGUGUUCCUAUGGAUACUGAAGAACGGGGGUUAUCUGCUAGGAUGGCAAAGGAAGAGAUGUUUAAGGGGAACAGGAAAGCAAAAAAUACAUACUGCGAUGUAGAGGGAGCAGGGAUGCUUUCAAAUGAAAUCAUGGUUGCAAAACGAGCUAAAGUUGACAUGCUUCAACAAUACAAUGUGAAAAAAUCACCUGUUGCUGAGAUGGAACUAAAGAAAAUUCAGAGAUCUGUUGCAGAGAUGCCUUCUAGCUUUAGCGAGGAUGAAACUGCUGACACCAGUUCCUCACUGGAUUAUUAAGCGCUGUUGAUAAAAUGGUAGCAAGUUUGUGGGGUUUCUCUAAGCCAUUGGGUAUGUACAGCCUAAAAAGACAUACAUUUUUCUCUGUAACGUGGGAACCAUUGUUUCUGGCAAUAAUAGCAGCAACUCGCUCCAUUGCUGUUUUUUGUGCUCACUUAUUUGCCUUUGUAAAAGAAAAAAAAUACACCCCAGGUUAUUCUUUUGAUGUAAAAUCUCAUUUCCUGAAGCUACUUGUGGUAGGUUUAAUGCAGCUUAUAUACUUGUCACUUGUCUUUUAUUGAUUUAAUUAUGGUAGUGUGUAUGGCAUCCUAAUUUGCUCCAAUUUGAUCUCUUGUUUUGGAGUGUUGGCUACUUCUAAUUUAUGAUUUAACAAUUUGAUC